UGCUAGCUUGACAACUUCCUAUCCAUUUAUCGUGAGCUGAAAUCAACUCAAACAAUACAACGUAGCUGCUGUACAAGCCAUUAAUAAACAGUCAUAACUCACCGCGGAAGCGGUUUACUCUCCGUGUCUGUAAUCCCCAAACACAGACGGACACAGAGGUCAACACACGAGACACGACAACAUGCAGACCAAGGAGGCUGAUGUUUAGUAACAGGCAAGCAUUCUUCUUCUACUUUCAAUUAUGGCAGAAGAAAACAGCUGCAGUCCGCCACCUGGUGGAGUAAUCAGUAACAGUUUGUUUUAGAGGCAAUAUUCACCUGAGCAUCAGAAAGACCUGAGUUUAAAUCAUUUAAUGUAUCCAGGGAACAAAGGAUGGAAGGUAAUGAACAAAUAUUUCUGAGGCUCAUCAUACAUCGAGCGUUAGUAGCGUUGACCUUUUACUUUGAAGUCAAGAAACAACGUUCUGCCGGAAGUAAGUGCGAGUGCGGAAGCGCAGACAACCCUUGAGCACAGCUGACUUUGUGCUAAGUGAAGUCCAGGUUUAUAUAUAUAUAUAUAUUAACUGUCGUUUAGUUGAAGAUGUGACAGUUGAAUACUGUUGGUUAAAUAAACUGAAAUAUUGUGAAGGAAAAUGUCCUGAUGGAGAACAUCCGAACACGUCUUAAGUUUGGAAAUAAAGUCGAAGAUGUGAAACUGAGGAAAAGAAAAUCCCAACUGUACUCAAAGGAAGAUGAGAGUCCUCUUAAUUACGGUGAGCUGAGAACCAGAGUGGUCGUGUUUUCUGUGGCAUUCAGACUCAUCAACUGCUUCCUGGUUCAGACCAGCUUCGUCCCCGAUGAGUACUGGCAGUCUCUGGAGGUUUCCCAUCGUAUGGUCUUCAAUUAUGGGUAUGUGACCUGGGAAUGGAAGGAAGGAAUAAGAGGAUUCACCUAUCCACUCUUCUUUGCAUUCAUAUACAAGAUAUUAUACUUCAUAAACUACGACUCAGUCUAUCUCCUGAUAUGGCUUCCACGAAUAAGUCAAGCACUAUUCGCUGCGUUUGCAGAUGUAAAAUUCUUCUUCCUCAUCCGAACUUUGGAAAGUUGUGACGUAGCAAAAUGGACGUUCUUUUGCCAUAUGUGCUCGUGGUUCUCGUGGUACUGCUGCACCAGGACUCUGACCAACAGCAUGGAGACCACCAUCACCUGUCUCGCUCUUUCUUACUUUCCACUGCCGGGAUCCAAAACACACAGCAGCAAAAUAUAUUUGACCCUGGUCGCCUUGGCAGUCAUCGUUCGACCAACGGCCCUGAUUGUGUGGUUUCCUCUGGUGAUGUACCAUUUCUGGCUGGAAGACAACAAACUGAGGCUCAUCACUCAUAACUUAAUUCCUAUCGGAGCUUUGGCUGUUGUGAUUUCAACAGUAAUCGACUGUAUAUUUUAUGAAAAGUGGACCAUGGUGCAGUUCAGCUUCCUGAAGUUUAACGUCUUACAUAGUGUAGCAGAUUUCUACGGCUCUCAUCCCUGGCACUGGUACUUCACUCAGGGGUUUGGAGUCGUGAUUGGCCCUCAUCUUCCGCUCUUCCUUCACGGCUGCAGCAUCGCCUUCAAAAAAUACAAAGUUCUGUUGGCAGCGGUCGUCUGGACAGUCGUGGUUUACAGUUUGCUUCCUCACAAAGAGUUCAGAUUCAUCUAUCCGGUGCUGCCUUUCUGUAUGAUCUUCUGUGGGAUAUCUUUGGCUAAUUUGAAAGCGUGGCGACGAUCUGCUGCAUCCAUCCUGUUAGUGAGCAACCUGGCUGCAGCUCUGUACACCGGCCUGAUCCACCAGAGAGGCACUCUGGACGUCAUGAGCCACCUCCAGACCCUGUGUGACGUCAGCAGCACCUCCGCCCCUCCGCAGACAGACGUCCUCUUCCUCAUGCCGUGUCACUCAACUCCUUAUUAUAGCCACAUCCACUGCCCGAUGAAGAUGAGGUUUCUCGAGUGUCCUCCAGAUCUCGGAGACGAGGGUUACGUCGAUGAAGCCGACGGGUUCUACGACGAUCCUCUUCACUGGCUCAGAACUUCAUUCCCGUACAAAUCUUCUCUACCGACCCAUCUGGUUUUGUUUGACGUUUUGGAGAAGGUAAGAUAUAUUCACAAAUUAUAUUUCUUCAUGUAUUUGUCAAAAUGUACGUGUGACAUGUACAUAUGUGUUUUUUUUGUUGUUGUAGGAAAUCUCUGUGUUUUUGGAAGGGAACAGGUUUGUGAGGACAGCAGAGAUAUUUCAUACUCACUUUCCAGAGGGACGAGUUGGAGGAAGCAUCUUUAUUUAUGAAAGGCACUGACAAACACGGGAACAAUGUCACAUGAUAUGGAUUUACUACUGAAAUAAACUAGUUAUUUUGAAAUACCAA
Messenger RNA from Anarrhichthys ocellatus (wolf-eel), 2374 nucleotides. It is a transcript of the gene pigb, whose product is annotated as phosphatidylinositol glycan anchor biosynthesis, class B. Gene Ontology annotation, biological process: GPI anchor biosynthetic process. Lineage: Eukaryota; Metazoa; Chordata; Actinopteri; Perciformes; Anarhichadidae. The transcript has 11 exons. Gene Ontology annotation, molecular function: alpha-1,2-mannosyltransferase activity. The coding region runs from base 640 to 2295 and encodes 551 amino acids. Gene Ontology annotation, cellular component: endoplasmic reticulum membrane. The record is from RefSeq and is a predicted model, not a curated record.